Paecilomyces variotii is the source of this 1795-nucleotide messenger RNA. RefSeq names its product putative nuclear mRNA splicing factor-associated protein. Bases 146 to 1354 code for a protein of 402 amino acids. Gene Ontology annotation, biological process: mRNA splicing, via spliceosome. Gene Ontology annotation, cellular component: U2-type spliceosomal complex; U2 snRNP. Lineage: Eukaryota; Fungi; Ascomycota; Eurotiomycetes; Eurotiales; Thermoascaceae. Gene Ontology annotation, molecular function: RNA binding. The transcript has 6 exons. The record is from RefSeq and is a predicted model, not a curated record.
CUUGAGCUUAAGCCGACCCCGCAAAGAAAGGACGAAAACGCCGCAGUCCGCGCAUAACAAAUACGAUACCGCCUUUUCGAGUAUUCUAGCUUCCUUAUUUCUAGAAAAUAGGAUCGCAGCCAUAUUUCGGAUCUCCAUAUUCUGCAUGUCGUUACGGAACCCCGACGAGCGCGCGCCGGUGCCAGCGCCAGACCAGGCGCCUACAGCCGACUUCCCUCGAGACCCUGAAGAGUUCGACAGCGAUCCGCGCAUCUCCUUCUCGAAACUAGAUAAUAAGUUUAUUCUGGAAACGGAGGAUGGUCAGGAAUUCGAGUAUGAUACGGCGUUGAAGCGUUGGGUGCAGACGGUUGACGAUGAACUUCUCGAACAACAACGACAAGCAUACAAGGUCGAAGGGGUUGAUGAAGAAGAAACAGUGUCGGCGCAGCAGCUGAGAAAGAAACGGAAACAGCAAGCUACAGGAGAUGAGGAAAAUAAUCAAAAACAAAAGAAGCCCCGUGUCAAUACAGCAGUCUACGUAACUUCUCUCCCUCUCGAUGCUACACUGGACGAGAUCAAGGAUGUCUUCUGCAAGUGUGGUGUCAUCGCCGAAGAGAUCGACAGCGGUCGACCCCGGAUUAAGAUGUACACGGAUGAGAAUGGGAAAUUCAAGGGAGAUGCGCUGGUCGUCUACUUCAGACCCGAAUCUGUUAAUCUUGCGGUUCAGAUGCUGGAUGAGACGGACUUCCGGUUAGGCAUGACGGGACCGCAGGGUCCGAUGAAGGUGCAGCCAGCAGAUUUUUCAUUCAAGAGUCAGCAGGAGGCUCCUACUAAGACGAGCAUGCGAGACAAGAAAAAGAUCCUGAGAAAGACCCAGAAACUUAACAGUAAACUAGCAGACUGGGAUGAUGACGAUGUAGCUGCCCUCCCAGACACUACUUCUAGAUGGGACAGGAUCGUCGUGCUUAAGCAUAUGUUCACUCUGAAGGAGAUCGAGGAGGAUCCCGCGGCUAUUCUGGACAUCAAAGAAGAUAUUCGUGAUGAAUGUUCCAAGUUGGGGGAAGUAACCAACGUCGUGUUAUACGACAAAGAACCUGACGGUAUCGUUACUGUGCGGUAUUCGGACCCUGAGCCCGCCAGGCAAUGUGUCAGGAUGAUGGAUGGACGGUUCUUCUCCGGAACUCGUGUAGAAGCAUAUAUCGCAGAUGGAAGCGAGAGAUUCAAGAAGACCAAUGAGAAGCGGGCAGCGCUCGAGGAUAUGGCAGAGAAUGGUCUGGAUGCUGACCAGGAUGAGUAUAGACGGCUGGACGAGUUCGGCUCGUGGCUCGAGAGCCAAAGGGAAAGCGAGCGGAUUGUGGAAAGCACCGCCAAGUGACAGUACUGGGGCAUCGACGACUUGUCACGGGAGAUAUUUUUGUAUUUUUAGGACAAAGCUGACGGGCAUUUUAUAUCGAGGAUCUCGGGUGACCAUCCUCUCGGGGUAAUUAUGUUUGGGGUGGGUUAGUUAGAGCGGCUAAGUACCUACUGAACACAGCGCCCACGAAGACCACUGGUUGAUGACAAAUCAUAACAAAUAAAUACUUGACCAAUUGUCGAGUAUGUGCCAUCAAUGGGAUGUCCUCAAAAUGAGUAAUUCUGUGGCCAUGAAUAUAGUUAUUUCUCUGUCUCCAAUGUAAGAGUUCCUCUAUCCAGGUCGUUCCUGCAUGGACAACGCGGGCUGGUCCCGUGACGUGGCACGAACCGGCGCGAUACCGGAUUGAGCGCGCCCCCUGCCCGGCCUCUUGUUGUCCUGUUGACUCCUGAACUAACCUUCUUA